AUGGUGAGGCAGAAGAUUGAACUUCCCUGGUCUUGCGACCAGUGUCAGGAAAAUCCUGCUGCAGAUCCCGACCAUGCCGCCGCCAAACCCUCUGCCUAUGAACCCGCCGACCAUGCUGCAGACAAACUCAAAGACCAUGCUGCCGAUAAACCUGCCGACCAUGUAGCCGACGAACCAGCAAACCAUGCCGCCGACAAAGAUCAUGCAGCAAACGUGAUUCAUGAUAAUUCCUUCAAUGCCCAUGGAGAGAUGUCAAUUUGUAUUACCCUCAGACAGUAUUGCCGGAUGGUGAGGCAGGAGAUUGAACUUCCCUGGUCUUGCGACCAGUGUCAGGAAAAUCCUGCUGCAGAUCCCGACCAUGCCGCCGCCAAACCCUCUGCCUAUGAACCCGCCGACCAUGCUGCAGACAAACUCAAAGACCAUGCUGCCGAUAAACCUGCCGACCAUGUAGCCGACGAACCAGCAAACCAUGCCGCCGACAAAGAUCAUGCAGCAAACGUGAUUCAUGAUAAUUCCUUCAAUGCCCAUGGAGAGAUGUCAAUUUGUAAAAAUUAA
Messenger RNA from Dreissena polymorpha, 555 nucleotides. RefSeq names its product histidine-rich protein PFHRP-II-like. NCBI's taxonomy places the organism in Eukaryota, Metazoa, Mollusca, Bivalvia, Myida, Dreissenidae. The transcript is spliced from 2 exons. The record is from RefSeq and is a predicted model, not a curated record. The coding region runs from base 1 to 555 and encodes 184 amino acids.